This is a messenger RNA of Fusarium pseudograminearum CS3096, 1326 nucleotides long. RefSeq lists its product as uncharacterized. The transcript has 3 exons. The record is from RefSeq and is a predicted model, not a curated record. Gene Ontology annotation, cellular component: fungal-type vacuole membrane. Gene Ontology annotation, biological process: transmembrane transport. Lineage: Eukaryota; Fungi; Ascomycota; Sordariomycetes; Hypocreales; Nectriaceae. Gene Ontology annotation, molecular function: transmembrane transporter activity. The coding region runs from base 1 to 1326 and encodes 441 amino acids.
AUGCCUCCACAACAAGAACAUGAAACUGAUUCUGAUGCGGUUCGUUCAUAUCAUGAAGAAUCGAAAUCAGAGGCUCCGGGAUGCAUUCCAGAUGCCAUGUUGAGCUCCGAUGAGACCAGCAAUGAUGUUGCUUCAGAUGUUUCCCCACCACCAGAUGGAGGCUGGAACGCUUGGCUAUGCACUUUAUGUGGCCAUUUCCUCUUCAUGAAUACAUGGGGUUUCAUCAACAGUUUUGGCAUCUUUCAGACUUACUACACCACGUUCCUUGAUCGCGACCCGUCUGACAUCUCAUGGAUCGGUUCAAUUCAAGUCUUUCUCAGUUUCUUUGUUGGCGCUUUCGUCGGCAGGUACAUUGAUUCGGGACACCUGCGUUUAGUGCUUUCCUGCGGUACAAUUUUAGUACUUAUCGGCAUCUUUACAGCUUCCCUGUCCACCCAAUACUGGCAGUUGAUUCUUUCGCAAGGAAUUUGCUGUGGACUAGGCAAUGGCUUCCUCGUUACUCCUGCGGUGUCUGUCACUUCAACUUACUUUGCUAAGCGGCGUUCACUAGCUAUUGGCAUUUCAACUUGUGGCUCUGUCACUGGAGCGCUUGUUUUUAAUUCCAUGGCCAGACAGCUAUUGCCUACUGCCGGGUUUGGCUGGACGAUGCGCGCUAUCGGAUUUGUGCAAGCGGCGACAUUGUUGUUUGUCGUUGUUGCCAUGAAGACAAGACUGCCUCCAACCAAGUCAGGCAGAUUGGUUGAGUGGGUUGCGUUCAAGCAACUUGAUUACACAUUCUUCACCAUUGGAAUGUUCUUUAACUUCUGGGCUGUCUUCUUUGGGUAUUACUACAUCGCUCCAUACAGCCGCGACAUCAUCACCCCAACCCUCACCUACACACAGUCGUUGAAUCUCCUUCUUAUUCUCAACGGAGUAGGGGUAUUCGGUCGCAUGAUAGCAAAUCACUACGCCGAUACCUUUGGGCCCUUGGAGCUGUUGAUACCAACCUGUCUCGUGGCUGCCGUCGCCACAUUUUCGUGGAUUGCUGUGGAUACACCCACUCACGCCUAUGUAUGGACAGUGUUCUACGGUAUCAUUGGUGGUAGUAUUCUGAGUCUCUUCCCUGCUGGGAUUUCAUGCUUGACGACAGAUCUAUCCACUCGAGGCGCUUAUAUCGGCAUGAACUUUACGGUGAUUAGCUUUGCGACUUUAACCGGUAAUCCCAUUGCUGGUGCUAUAAUCACGGCCAUGCAGGGGAGAUAUUACGGGGCCCAAGCGUUCAUGGGCAGUAGCUUUAUCGUGGGAACGGCAUUUAUUGUGGCUGCCAAGAUGAACCAUGUCAAGUAA